CUUACAACAACUGCAUCUAUCCGAUUGACGCCUAAUUGCCACAUAAACCAAAAUUAUAGGGUUAUAUUUCAGCGAAAAAAGGCCGUUUCAUUUAAUAAUUUCAGUGACUCGACAAAAUUCCAGAUCGCGAUCGCAAACCGUCGUCACCAAUAUCAUGGAGUUUCAGGCCGUGAUCUUAGCAGCUGGUCGAGGCUCCCGAAUGUUAGAUUUGACUUCCAGUACACCUAAAGCACUUCUACCCAUCGGGAAUAAACCGCUGAUUUGGUAUCCAGUUAAUCUACUAGAAAGAGCUGGGUUUGAAGACGCCAUUCUUAUUUGUUUAGAAUCAGCAUGUACCGAUAUAAAGAAUGCAUUGGCGUAUAACACUAAACUAAACCUAGAUAUCGUUAGUAUACCGACAGACGAAGACUGGGGUACGGCAGACUCUCUCAGAUAUAUCAAAGAUAAAAUAAAGACAGACAUCAUAGUAUUGAGUUGUGAUUUGGUUACCAACGUCUCAUUGCACCACAUAGCAGAUGUACAUAGAACAUACGAUUCGACUAUUACAAUGUUGUUAUCGAAUAUACCGGAAGAGUCGACUGAUAAUAUUACAGUACCCGGUGUCAAAUCAAAACGAAAACAAGUCCAGCAAGAUCUUGUCGGUUUGGACAAAAAAGGAAAACAUGUCUUAAUUCUGGCAUCAGAGGCUGAUCUUGAAGAUACUUUAACUGUCAGACUUAAAUUAUUAAAAAAGCAUCCACGAAUCAGAAUACAUAAUAAAUUACUGGACGGUCAUCUCUAUAUUAUGAAAAAAUGGGUUGUUGAUUUCUUGUGCGAAAAAAAGUCUAUUUCAACCAUCAAAGGUGAACUUUUGCCAUAUUUGGUGAAAAAACAGUUUUCUAAACCCAAAAAAGUAGAUGAAAAGUUGGCAGAUAUGUCUGUAAUACCGGAACCUGAUGAACAGCCACAAGAUGUGUUUAGUUUUUGUAAAGAAGAUGAGCUGACAGCAUUGACACAUGAUAUGUCUACGUGGAAUGAUCAUACAGGAGAUAUGGCAGACUGUUACCAUAACGACAUCAUCCGUUGCUAUGCCUACACUAUGCAGAGUGGACACUGUCUUCGUGUGAAUACAUUGCCAGCAUAUAUAGAAGCCAAUAGAAAUAUUUCAAAGCAGAUCAGUUCUUUGCUGUUAGAUGCAGAAGAGCCACUGAUACACAGUGCGGCUGUCGUCAAGAAUAAAUCACAGAUUGGGCAUGAUUGUAUGAUUGGAGAAGGGUCUAACUUAACAGAAAAAGUCUCUGUAAAGAAAUCUAUUAUUGGUAAACAUUGUAAAAUUGGUGAGAAAGUGCGAAUUUCAUCGUCUAUCAUAAUGGACCAUGUUACAAUAUCAGAUGGGUAA
Messenger RNA from Saccoglossus kowalevskii, 1378 nucleotides. Its product is annotated as translation initiation factor eIF2B subunit gamma-like. Gene Ontology annotation, cellular component: eukaryotic translation initiation factor 2B complex; guanyl-nucleotide exchange factor complex. The record is from RefSeq and is a predicted model, not a curated record. Lineage: Eukaryota; Metazoa; Hemichordata; Enteropneusta; Harrimaniidae. Gene Ontology annotation, biological process: cytoplasmic translational initiation; biosynthetic process. Gene Ontology annotation, molecular function: translation initiation factor activity; guanyl-nucleotide exchange factor activity.